Eimeria mitis is the source of this 831-nucleotide messenger RNA. RefSeq names its product SAG family member. Lineage: Eukaryota; Apicomplexa; Conoidasida; Eucoccidiorida; Eimeriidae. The transcript is spliced from 5 exons. Bases 1 to 831 code for a protein of 276 amino acids. The record is from RefSeq and is a predicted model, not a curated record.
AUGUUUGUCCUGAAGUUGCUGUCGGUGGCGGCGGCCGCCAUGUUCUAUUCAGACGCCAACUGGGCUUGGGCGACUACCGUUGAAAAUGCCGCUGGGAGUGAUGCAAAUAAUAAAUCUCAAGUGAAUGGACAUACUGAACACGACAACGAUGAAGGAGAACCAGAAAUCGAAGAACCUAAUGACUCUCUUGACUCUACUACUAACACGGCGGAGAGGGUUAAGUGUUGGGAGCAAAUGAACGUUGCCCGAAGCGCCGCUGGCUUCGCUGAGUUCACGCAACACAAUAUGUUUAAAAUUCAAGAUAACGAGACCGAGCCUCAAAAUGCUGCCGCCGAACUCAAGACAUACCUGGAAAAAGUCUGCGAGGGCAUUAAAACAAACCAAAAACCUGAAGGCUUGACCACCGCAAUCGAAGGUACCUUCGCCUACGCAGUUCAAGACGGGGAAGAGGCUGACUGCCAGGCUGCGGUGGACUACUGGAAGGACGCCUUCACCAACUUCAAGGGGGAGUUGCCUCCCAACGAUACCCAAAAUGUCUCCUUUAUUUCCCUCUUCAACCCCCAAGACAGUCCUCAGGUGGACUGCGCAUACUUCAACUGCCCUGCAUCAGCAGGAGGGGGCGAAAAGCAGAAACAAGGUACCGGCGAAGACAAGGAAGUGAAGGCGCUGAUUUGCGCCACGACUCCCGAAGCCUUGAAAGCUGGCGAACAACCUUUUAAGCAAGAGCAGUGGAACAAAAUAACGGUGGCUCUCAGUUCCGGUAGCACCGUAGGACCAGUGCCGACAUUCCUUGCACUGGCUGCUGCUGCGCUGGCCGCUGUUUUCUUCUGA